CGCGGCGGCGCUGUAAGCUCUGGGCGGAGCUUGAAUACUGUUGUCUGCAGUGAUAUCAUCAUAACACUGCAAUAUGAAGACGCGCUCAUAUGACCGCAACCCGUCUCCAUCCCUGGCCAAGACACAGGUGCUGUAACUGGGGCAAAAAGGAAGGCAUGGGGAAUAAAAGGAGGAGGAAGGAUGCCAGCUGAGCCUCUCAUCCGUCUGCAAAUGCUCCCACUGCCAGUGUCACUCUAAAGAAACACACAAAAUGGCUCAGUCUGUGAGGAGGCCCGAGACUCUAGGAGCCAUGGACCACGAGCCCCAGAGGGACAAGACCAAGACCAGCUACUUUGGCAACGUCAAGACCAGGCUGGGUUCCAAGCUCCCUCCUGGUGUCUCUCAGCCUCCACAGUUUGCUAAGCCGCCCUGGGAGACUCAACCUCAGGCCAGAGUGAUGCAGAAUCCUGCAGCCAGCAGCCAGCGACAGCACCAGCCGGCUGUAGGCCGGCCUCUCAACCACAUCCCCCACAUCAGAAAUCCCAAACUGCGGCAGUACUACCUACAAGGGACUUCAUGGGAUCUAAACAAUGCUGCAGUGAAGCAAGAGCAUAUGGGUGGACCGUCUGAUGACAGCACAAGCAGCAGGGGUCUCCCCGGGGACACGGUGUUCAGCGUCUCAUCUCAGUUCAACAGUAUCGGUACAUCCUCAGCAGAAGAAGGUAAAAUGGGCCACCGUCCCUCACAUUCCUCUGCAAAUUUACCCUCCUCGUCUGCUGCUACCCUCAUCCCCAGAGAGCAGCUGAUCGUCCCAAAGGGGAAAAACACCAGUCAAGGAUCGUCUCAACCAGAACUGGACUCGGACUCUGAUCCCAAACUGAAGCGAGAGGUGGAGGCAGAUUCAGACUCUGUAGAUAUACUUGCUGCUCAACCACAGUCCCCUUCACCAGAGGCAGAAUAUGACAAACUACUGGAUGUGGAGGCGGUGCCGAUGCCUGAUGGACAGCUUUGCCUAUUGGCUCUGCCACCAGAGUGCUGUCAGGGGGAGGGACCAGAGGCCAUGCAGUACCUCAAACUGUUCUGUCGCUACAUCACAGACCGUAAGGGUGUGGUUUCAGGUAUCCUGUUGGUGACUUCUAAUAAGAUCUUCUUUGACCCGUGUAAGACACAUCCUCUGGUGAAGGAACAUGGCUGUGAGGAAUACCUCCUGUCAUGCUCUGUUGACAGUCUGGCAUCUGUCUCCUUCUUCUCUGACAUCUCCCAUGUUCACUUCAACACAUCCCAGCAGAGGAAAAAAGGAAAGAAAAUCUUCCAGAAGUUGAAAAGCGCUCAAAGGCGAGCAGGCGGCUUCCCAAACCGAAAGGGUGAAUCAGUGCCAGCUGUGGAGCCUGUGGCUCCAUCAGACUCAUCCAGUCUGGCUCUGAGCCUAACCAAAGAGGUUUCUGGGGAGGAAGAGGAGGCAGAGAGCAGAGACAUGGCGGUGGCUGAGGGGGAGCUUGACAGCAGCCCGCUGGAGGUGCUGUCAGAGGCGUCUGUAGGCGUUCUGGGAGUGGCUGUCCUGAGCAGUGCUGCUACCUUCUGCUGUGGAGGUCAAGAGGUGGCGAGUAAGCUGCUGCACUCUGAUGAAAGACAGAAGACCUCUGUGAAGAGUGACAGUGCAGGCAGUCCUGGGAGUCUGAUGUUUGUGCGGCUGCGGGUUCAGCCAUCUGCAGGAAAGAAAAAGGGUGUAGGAGGCCUUCAGCUGGGCUCAGCAAAAACUUUACCCAGAAGGGAUUCCUGGCUUGCCCUUUCACAAGAGAGCUCCGACGAGCUGUAUGCCUACCUUACACACUGUCGGCCAGACCUGUGUAUACUUGAGGGAGGGGAGGAAGAGAGGGAGGUGGACCGUGACGAAGAGGAGUUUGUACUCAUUGAGGACAAAGGUGAGGAGGAGGAGGAGGAAGAGGAGGAGGAUGAAGAUGACGAGGGCGAAGAAGUGUUCCAGAGGCACCGCAGCUCAGGGGACGACUGGGAGAUGGUGUUGAUGGAAGAGAGCGUGGACAAGCCGACCCUGGUCAUCGACAGGGAGCCUGACGGACUCAAUAAUAUUGUGGAGAGCAGCCACAUUUUAGAAGCUUCACAUGUCAGAGAGCUGUGUAAGGAGCUUCCCCCCAGGACAGUUGGCCACACCUGGCAGCUGGCUUACAGUACAUCCCGUCACGGCGCCAGCCUCAAGUCCCUCUACAGAAAACUCAGUGCCACAGACUCCCCUGUGCUUCUUGUCAUUAAGGAUGCGCUUGAUGAGAUAUUCGGGGCCUUCCUGUCUCACCCUCUAAAGCUCAGUGAGACGUUCUACGGCACAGGAGAAACUUUCCUCUUCAUGUUGCAUCCUCGCGUCAAGUCCUUUAGAUGGACAGGAGAGAACUCCUUUUUUAUCAAAGGAGACUUGGACUCCUUUGCCAUUGGUGGAGGCAGUGGUCACUUUGGUCUGUGGGUGGAUGAGAAUCUGUACCUGGGUCAUAGCAGCCCCUGCUACACCUUCAAUAACUGUUGCCUCUCCGAAACCGACGACUUCCGGGUCAUGGAGCUGGAGGUGUGGACGUUCAGCUGAAGAAACUGAGAGACCGCGGUGUUUCUCUUUGACUGGCCUCGUCCCUGCUGAUCAGCUUUAUCGAGACGGCAUUUAUCACAGAGCAAAAACAAAUACAGCCGCUCAUUCAUUUCAUGUCAAUAUCAACCACAAACUUCUGGAUUUGUCUGUGUGAUUAAGUGCUGUGGAUUUUAGUGAACUGAAAUGAACCGGACAAGGCUGAUCUUGAGCAGCUCGGUGUCCCAGAGUGGUCUUUUAAUGGUGAACUGCUUCAUGGUUGACUCAUUCCUGUGGGUUUGGCAACCAGGCCAGAGUUCUGCUUAACCGAGUGGAGCUGAACUGUUAUGAAACUGGAUUCUUUGAGUCCUCAUUUUUUGAAUGGAGUAGGUUACAAGUCUCAGAGACUGCACUUUGCUUUUGAUGUGAAUCAGUAACUUCAUGAUAUCUCAUCGUUUAUCAUGUGGACAUGAUUAUACACCUGUCUUCAUAGGUAAUGCAUGCCCCCACUUUUAUAUGUUUAUUUAACGCUGGAAGUUUGAAACACAUUGUCUUCUUAUAAAUAGAUUUCUCUAUUGAAAACUGCACAUGCACAGCUCCCAAUCCCUCAAAUACAAGCUCCCUUUCUCUGAUACCAAUCAUUUGUAAUCAACUAGUGACAUAGACAGCAGAAAUUGAUGCUGAAAAUAACCAUGUAAGAACACUUGAGGCUCCAAAAGCUUCUCAAUUGAAGAACAUCUGUACUGGCAAUGACUCUUAGAGUCUCAUUCAUGACUAUUCUGAACUCUUUUCAUUUCAAGUGCUGACUCAUACACCACUGUGGUUUCUGAUCAUAAAAAGUAUAAGCUCAAGAAGUACUUUGAAUUAAUGCAGUUUUUGUCAGUCAACUGUAUCCGUAACAUGCUCUCAGUCCGAAAACCUGAUCUACUUACGUUGUACAGUAUUGUAGAUUAGUUAAUAAAAAUCAGCACAAAGUGAACAUUUAAAAAAAA
Messenger RNA from Morone saxatilis (striped sea-bass), 3537 nucleotides. RefSeq names its product oxidation resistance protein 1. Gene Ontology annotation, biological process: regulation of transcription by RNA polymerase II; response to oxidative stress. Gene Ontology annotation, cellular component: nucleus. The record is from RefSeq and is a predicted model, not a curated record. Bases 251 to 2569 code for a protein of 772 amino acids. NCBI's taxonomy places the organism in Eukaryota, Metazoa, Chordata, Actinopteri, Moronidae. The transcript is spliced from 16 exons.